UCGUGUGCCCAAAGUCUCUCGCGCGCACUAGCCAACUAGCCACCCAGUUCACAACCAUUUCUUCCUUCCGGUGCGUGCCGUCGUUUUCGGUUGGUUAUUCUCUUGAGUCUUGAUGGUGCUCCCCACGUCCCCGUGCCCGUGCCCGUGCCAUGCCGCUCGCUCUGCUUAAAUCACCGCGCACCCACCGUCCUCUCCAAUCCCAACUGCCUUAUCCAUCGGUGAUCCGCAGGCCAGGCUAUCCUUCCAUCUACCUCCACCGUCGAUCAUGGCCGCCGCGCCGCAGCUGCUCCCGACACUCUUCCCUGCCGUGGCCGCCGUCCUCACCCUGUUGCUGGCCUCGGCGCCUCCCACGCGCGCUCAUGGCUCUUACCGUUGCGGCUGGUGCCCGCGCCGCUCCACCGCGUCCAUCCUCCCUCCCGACGUCGGAGUCCUCACCGGCGCCGCGUGCGGGUAUGGUGGUCCGACGGCGGCGGCCGCCGACGGGGGCUUCCACAUUGCCGCCGUCAGCGCUGGCUUCUUUAACAAAGGUCGGGCCUGCGGCGCAUGCUACCAGCUCAGGUGCCGGGGACGGAGCCCGUGCUCGGAGGGCGGCGUCAAGGUCGUCGUCGUCGCCGACGCGGCGGAGACGAACGUGACAAGAAGAGCAGGCCGUUUCCUGCUCACCAAGGACGCCUUCGCCGCCAUGACCACGCCAGCGGCGAGCACGGACGCGGCCGUCGACGUGGACUUCAGGAGGAUACCCUGCGCGUACAAGAGCAAGAACCUGGCGGUUAAAGUAGAGGAGACGAGCAGCAGGGAGAGGGGCCACCUCGCCCUCCGCUUCCUCUACCAGGGCGGCCAGACCGACAUCGCCGCCGUCGAGCUCGCCCAGGCGGUCAACAACACUGCCAGUGGCACUAGCAACGAGGCCGCGCCGUCGCAGACGUCGUGGCAGUACAUGACCCGGCGCGAGGUGUCCCCGUCGGUGUGGCGCACGCCGCGGGUGCCGGUCGGUCCACUGCGGCUCCGGCUCGUGGUCACCGCGGGCUCCGGCGGCAAGUGGCUGCGCACCGACGGCGUGGUGCUCCCCGCCGAGUGGCAGCCCGGCGCGGUCUACGACACCGGCCUGCGCAUCACCGACGUCGCCGCAAACACCUGCGGGGGCGCCUCCUGCUCCGCCAUGCACGAGGGCGACGACGACGAGCAACUCAGAUGACACGCUCCCCUUGCAUGCAUCCAGGGAUGAACCAGUGACCGGUCGAUGGUCCAUGGGAGCCAACCUGCACGACCACGGCGACGCCACGCACGCACCGGGCGGCCGCCGGAAUGUCGAUUGACGCCAUUGCUGCAUGUACACUGUACAAACAGAGACGUAGUACAUGCAUGCAUGUGUGCGCAUGGUCGACGACGAGCUCUUCGGUUAGGACAAGACCGCCAUGUCCCGCUCUAAACAGAGGAGGUUGGCGCGUAGCUUCACGUGUGGAGGGAAGGGAAGGGACUAAUGCAGAGAAGAACUGUUUGGGUCUUGGAAUUACAUGACAGAGUUGCCGUUUUCGCUGCUCGUCGUCUUCCUCUUUGGCACAGUAUGAGAGCAUUAUUGCUGAUUUAUCAAUUACCGACUAAGGCUUUCAUGAGUGACAGGACUUUUUAAGUCCCAACUUUUAAGUCCCGAGUCUUUAGCUGAUUGUUUAGAGGGACUUAUAAAUCCAUGUUAUCAUUAAUAAUAAAACACUUGUUCACAUAA
Molecule: messenger RNA, 1723 nt
Organism: Hordeum vulgare subsp. vulgare (domesticated barley)
Lineage: Eukaryota; Viridiplantae; Streptophyta; Magnoliopsida; Poales; Poaceae
Product: expansin-like A4
Exons: 1
Coding region: 266-1195 (309 amino acids)
Source: RefSeq, a predicted model, not a curated record